Solanum pennellii is the source of this 1576-nucleotide messenger RNA. Its product is annotated as probable S-adenosylmethionine-dependent methyltransferase At5g38780. Gene Ontology annotation, biological process: methylation. Lineage: Eukaryota; Viridiplantae; Streptophyta; Magnoliopsida; Solanales; Solanaceae. The transcript has 4 exons. The coding region runs from base 271 to 1386 and encodes 371 amino acids. The record is from RefSeq and is a predicted model, not a curated record. Gene Ontology annotation, molecular function: S-adenosylmethionine-dependent methyltransferase activity.
GACCAUCCGAGCAACUCUUUCUCGUCAUUUUAAUGUUUUUAAUUUUUAUAUAUCAAGUAAAUACACUAAAAUAUUAUCAGGUGAUUCAUGAGCAUAAUGAUUGGUUUAUUUAUGAAAUGGUGAAAGUUUAGGGAAUCUAUUUUCGCAUUCGAUGAAGUUCACAAAAGACAAUUAGAUUGACACUCCUAUUUAUAAAUGUAGCGUGGUUCUUCAGCUUUGAAAAUUGAGGCAUCGUUCAAAUUACAAAUUAAAGGAUAAUAUAGCUAAAGUAUGGAUAGUCAGAAAAUUCACAUGAAUGGAGGUGAUGGCCCUAACAGCUAUGCUAACAAUUCUGAAUACCAGAAACAGUUGGUGGGAUAUUCAAAGAAAUUAAUGGCGGAGUUGAUUGAGCAGGAGCUUGAUGUGGGAAUAAUAAACUCUGGUUGUAGCCUAUUUUGUGUAGCAGAUUUUGGAUGCUCUGUAGGGGGAAACACUUAUCUUGCAGUUCAAAAUAUCAUUAAAGCUGUAGAAAAUAAGUAUAAAUCAAGUGAGCUAGACCAAGAGAACCCUCAAUUGCAAGUACCAGAAUUCCUUGUGUUCUUUAAUGAUUUAGUCCAAAACGAUUUCAAUACUCUAUUUAAUUACAUCCAUGGCAACAAACCCAACUACUUCACUACAGGAAUCCCAGGUUCUUUCUAUGGACGAAUAUUUCCAAAGGCGUUCCUACACUUUGCCCACAGCUCGAUGUCACUUCUGUAUCUGUCAAGAAUUCCAGAGGAAGUGUUGGACAGAAACUCAGCAGCAUGGAACAAAGGAAGAAUUCAUUACAGUAGCAGUGGAGCAGCAAAAGAAGUAGAGGCAGCAUAUGCAGAUCAGUUCAGAAAAGAUAUACAAGCCUUUUUGGAUGCAAGGGCUCAAGAGCUUGUUCCUGGAGGAUUAAUGACCAUCAUUACUCUUACUAUUCUUGAUGGAGUGCUUCCUUCUGACUCUCCCAUGGCCAUCAAUUUCACCAUUCUUGGAUCCUGCCUACAGGAUAUGGCCAACAUGGGCAUUAUGUCUGAAGAAAAGUUGGACUCGUUCAACCUUCCAUACUAUUAUACAUCUCCUAUGGAAUUUGAAACACUGAUAAAGACACAUGGAUGCUUUGAUAUUAUAAGGUUUGAGAAGCUGCCAACUCCCCUGAGACAAGUUGUAAUUGAUGUCCAAACUGCAGUGUUAUCUGUGCGAGUAGUAACAGAGCAACUAUUUCAGCAACACUUUGGGAAUGACAUCACUGAGGAAUUGUUUCAACGUUACACUGAAAAAUUAGACUCGCAUCCACUUUUAAAAGAUGAUAAAUAUCGCACAGAUGCCAGCUACUUUGUCUUUCUCAAGCGUAAAACCGAAACAUCCGAACCAGAGUCCUAGCUUGGUUCUUAAAACUUAUCAUCUGCGUCCAAACUUUGUUAUUGUUCACCUGUUUGCAGAGUGUGAUCUUGUUUUAUGUGUGCAUUUUAAUUGUUUUCUGCUUAUGAAUAAAUAGUUCAAGCUGAAAACAAUGAGCUGAGUUCGACUCAUGAAAAUAAUUCCUUGUUGAAUUGAAAAUUUUAUAUGGUAA